Messenger RNA from Labrus mixtus (cuckoo wrasse), 2673 nucleotides. RefSeq names its product E3 ubiquitin/ISG15 ligase TRIM25-like. Gene Ontology annotation, molecular function: protein binding; zinc ion binding. Bases 143 to 1849 code for a protein of 568 amino acids. The record is from RefSeq and is a predicted model, not a curated record. NCBI's taxonomy places the organism in Eukaryota, Metazoa, Chordata, Actinopteri, Labriformes, Labridae. The transcript is spliced from 7 exons.
UGGAACAGCCUAUUUCCUGGUUUGCUGGCUGUGAUUGGAGGCCUCAGGGUGCAGCAGGUGAAACCAGAGAAGCUGUUAUGAGCACACCUGAGAGACACGCCCAUCUUUGUUCCUGCCAGUUUCUGUUGUGAGUGUGGAAGAAAUGGCAGCAGCAACUAUUUCUAUAGAACAAGACCAGUUUUGUUGUUCGGUGUGCCUUGAGAUUUUGAGAGACCCGGUGACGAUCCCGUGUGGACACAGCUACUGCCUGGACUGCAUUGAAGACUACUGGAACAGAGCCAAGCAGAAGGGCCAAUACAGCUGCCCUCAGUGUAGACAGGUGUUCAAUCCCAGACCUCUGCUGAGCAGAAACACUGUCCUGGGUGAAGUGGUGGAGAAGUUACAGCAGUCCGGAUUUCAAGUUCCACCUCAAACCGUGUCCAAAGCAGAGGAGGUGAAGUGCAGCGAGUGCACAGUGAGGAAAACCAAAGCUGUUAAGUCAUGCCUUGUGUGUUUGGAGUCGUACUGUGGGGCUCACCUGAGAGUCCACGAGGAUCGCUUUCAUGGCAAGGCACACAUGUUGAUCCCAGCUUCAGACCAGCUGAGGGAGAAGCUGUGCCCGCAGCAUGAUAAGGUACUGAGGCUGUACUGCCGCACUGACCAGCAGUGUGUGUGUUCACAGUGUCUUAAAGGGAGACACAAGGGCCACGAUGCAGUCACUAUGGUGGACGAGAGAGCAGCACAACAGAAAAACCUCCAGGAAUCAUCUUUGAAGUCGCUGCAGAAAAUGAAGGAUGCAGAGAAGGAAAUCAGAUAUGUUGUCAGAUACAUAAAGCACUCCACAGAGGCAGUGGUGGAGGAGAGCGAGAGGAUUUUCUCAAAGCUGAUCCGCUCCAUAGAGAAGCAGAGUGGCGAGGUGAAGGAGCAGAUCAGAGGGCAGCAGAGAGUGGCUGUCAGUCAGGCUGAGGAGCUGCUGGAGAAGAUCCAGAGGGAGACAGUGGAGCUGAGGAGGAGCGACGCUGAGCUGGAGAAGCUCUGUCGCACCGAGGACCACCUCCACUUCCUGCAGAAGUGCAAGUCUCUUCACUUCCCUGUGAAGUCUGUGGAGAUGCCCGACACUGACGCUCUUCAGUAUCUCAUGUAUAAAACCAUGAGAGGAGCUCUGGCUGACCUCAAAGACAGUCUGGAUGAAACACUUGAGAAAGACUUCGACAGAAUCUCUGAGAAAGUCAUGUCACUGAAGGAAACAAGCAAUCAAAUAACCUCUGAAAAAGCUAAAGCCAAAAACACAGAUCAUUCCUACAACUCAGAACCGAAGACCAGAGCCGAUUUCCUACAAUAUUACAAUGAAGUCACCCUCGACCCGAGCACAGCCAACCCGUAUCUCUCCUUCUUCAAUGGUCAUAGAGGAGUGACCACACGUUUAGAGCCUCAGACGUACCCGGACCACCCGCAGCGCUUCACCAGCUGGGCUCAAGUGCUGUGCAAAGCCGGGAUGGCUGGACGCUGCUACUGGGAGGUGGAAUGGGCCGGUAAUGGAGGGGUUUCUAUCGGCGUCUGCUACAAAAACAUGAACCGGAGCGGAGGAGGGAGCGACUGCAAGCUCGGACACAACUCCAAAUCCUGGAGCCUGGACUGCUCCCCCUCAUCGUGUUCGUUUCAGCACAAUAAGGAGAGUGUGACCAUCACUGCUCCUAAAUGCAGCAGCAGGAUAGGAUUGUUUCUGGACUUCAGGGCUGGGACUUUCGCAGUAUAUAAUGUUUCUGAUACAAUGGUUUUGCUCCAUAAAGUCAAGGCGACGUUCACGCAGCCCGUAUACCCAGGAUUCUGGGUGGGGUUGGGUUCCACGUUGCAGCUGUGCUCUCUUUAAAUGUAAAAAUUAACUGCACUCCAUCAGAGGGAAAAGUCCUUAAGAUACCUUUAAAGCACUGGGUUAAGAAAAAGGAUGACACAGAGCCAGGUUUUUGUGCUCAAAACGUUGCAUUUUAUUAACCAUGCAAGCAGAGAGCAGCAACACUUUGGUGGAGCAGGUAAAGAGGUGUGGGAGCUUAGAUCUUAUUGAAGGCAGCAACAUCUACACUCUGGACCUGCAGAGACAGAGAAGAAUAACACAAAUAUUUAUGAUGUUACAAUGUGAAUUAUUGAUCACUCUAUUUUAAUUAUAAAUCUUUAAUUAAUAAAGUAUUCACAACCUACAAAUAUUUCCUUUCUCAAGUAUUUAAGGCAAAUGUUUUGGAAACUGGCGUUCUGGUAAGAUUCAGAUAACGAUAUGAAUCUCAGUUGACUUUGGGCUUAGUUAAGACUGGCCCUGUUUAAAGUACCUUAACUGAUUUCACCUACCAACAUCUCUGAAGCAAUUUCAUUCAAUCGCCUUAUAUUGUUUUAGUAAUCAAUUAAAAACAUUUAAGCAAAAAAAACAAUCCCUCGUUCUGCAGGGAAUCAUGUGCUUAGGCAUUAGUUGUGAGAACCAUGACUCAGGUGCUCCAAAGUGGAUCUGUACUUACUGUUCCUUUUCUUUUCAAUGUGUUCAACUGAGACAGAUAUCAGAGUAAUAUCCACGUUACUGAACUCUGAACUGAACUUUAACCGAUUUAUCAACAUUUGUGGGACAUGAUAUCUAAUCCUGAAAGGACAAUUAUGUUCUUUUAACCAUAAAAGGCUUGGUUUAAAAAAUAAAAGAUUAUUUGAAACAUC